AUGUCAGCAGCUGUUGUAAGAGAGCGGAAAUCCAUAAGGACAUAUACAUCUCCUCCUGAUGCAGGGCAGCCUGAGUAUCGAGACUAUAAAAUUGAAAAAUCAAUUCUUACGCCAUCUCUUUCACUUCCUUAUCAAAGCCAACCUGAAAUAAAUAUAGUUCCUGAUAGCAAAGUAGAGGACUCAAUAAAUCUUUUUAUAUCAGAAAAUGAUGAAAAGGAAAAGAAUCCUAGAAAGCUGUCCCCAGAUUUUCGACAAGAAGAAAUUGACAAUGUCAAUGAAGAAACAAAAUUUCCAAUUGAUAUUAAAGGCUCUUUAUCACUCGUUGAAGAAGAUUUUCCUUCAGACGAGUCAACACCAUUAGGUGCUAAGUCAAUCUUUUCUCAAUUUUCUAACGAAAAAUCGAAGCUCAAAUAUUCUGAAGACGAAAUAAGGAAAGCAGGGGAUGAGGACUGAUCUUGGGUACUACCGAUAGAAAUAGUAAAAAUUCUGAGAAGGAACUGCGAAAAGCCACAAAUGCUUAUGGCAGCCAACUCUAAUUAUAAAAAUAGUUGGCGUGCUGAAGAAGACGAAACACAGAAAAAAAUCAGGCAAGGCGCAAUUGAAACUACAAAAAAAGUUAAUGCAGAGAAAACAACUAAAGAGAAAGUUCUAUGCCAAAUUAAAAUAAUCUUGAAUAAAAUGAGCCUUGUAAAUUUUGACAAGCUUAAAGAAGAAUUGUUUGAAAUUGCUAAGUCCAAUGAAGAAUAUCUAGAGCCAUUAGCAGGCGCGAUUUUUCAAAAAGCCUGUUUUGAGAAAAAAUAUGUGGGGAUGUAUGCUGAUUUAUGCAAAUACUUAUCUAAUGAGUAUCUAGAUUUUCAGCUUGGAUAUAAAGUAGAUCCACCUAAAAAGACACAAGAUAGUUUAUUCAGGAAAAUUCUCUUAAAUAUAUGUCAGGAAUCUUUUGAAGAUAUGUGAACAAAUAAUUUUAAGUACAAAAAUGAGCCGGUUUAUAAAGUUAAAAGUUUAGGAUGUGCAAAAUUUAUUGGUGAACUUUUUAAAAUUGGUUUAAUUCCACCAAAGAUAAUUUUUACUUGUCUUAUGGAAUUAAUUAGCCAAGAUUUUAAAGAAAAAUACAAAAACCCUGAUAUAAACUCUUUGCAACUUGAUGACGAUAAAUUAGAAGGAGCAAUUUUAAUACUACUAGCUGGAGGGUUUGCUUUUGAAAAUGAAAAAAAUUUAUCUAGAACUAAUGCAGUUGUUAAUGCACUUACUCCCACCAUCCGUGAGAUAGCAAAAAAAUUUUGUUUGGGGGCGAACUUUUUUAAAAAAAUUAUUUAUGAAUUUGAAAGUAAUUGCUCUUUCGAAAUUUAAAAAGAUUCAAAAUGAAGAAUUUUUUUAAUAUGUAAAACAUAUGCUUAACAAGCUGCUUAAAAAUUAACAGAAUAGUUUAGCUAGAUAUUUCAAAAAUAGCUUAAUUAUAUUAAUAGAUUUUUUAUAAAAUCUUUUUGCGCUUUCACAAAUAGGGAUAUAGUGAAAUAAUGACUAGAAAUCUGACUAACUCGCGAAACAAAUUUUUAAUACUUGUAACAAUUAUUUAGGAUAUGAUUGAACUAAGAGCCUCAGGCUGGCAGCCAAGGCCAAUCGAAUCGCCUAUCGUUAAUUAA
Blepharisma stoltei is the source of this 1643-nucleotide messenger RNA. The record is from the annotation of a GenBank genome assembly. NCBI's taxonomy places the organism in Eukaryota, Ciliophora, Heterotrichea, Heterotrichida, Blepharismidae.